AUGUCAGCACAAACAUAUGCCCCCCGCACAGCGGUUGUAAGCCGCAACACAAACGAGACAAAAGUCAAGAUCGCCCUCUCGCUCGACGGCGGCUCAUUGGAGACCCUCCUUGAGGCUACCCCCGGCGCGACCGACACCGCACACGCAACGCAGGCAUCAAGCUCACAGACCAUCGCCGUCAAUUCGGGAAUUGGGUUCCUGGACCACAUGCUACAUGCGCUCGCGAAACACAGCGGAUGGAGUCUGAGUCUUGUCUGCCAGGGUGAUCUUCACAUCGACGACCACCACACAGCCGAGGACUGCGGAAUUGCGCUCGGCGAAGCCUUCAAGAAGGCCCUGGGCCCCAUCCGUGGCUACAAGCGAUUUGGGAACGGGUUUGCACCGCUGGACGAGGCGCUGUCGCGCGCGGUGGUGGACCUGUCGUCACGCCCAUUUGCCGUGGUUGAGUUGGGAUUGAAGCGGGAGAAGAUUGGCGACUUGUCGUGCGAGAUGAUCCCGCAUGUGAUGGAGUCGUUUGCGCAGGCUGCGGGAAUCACCAUGCACGUGGAUUGCCUGAGGGGAUUCAAUGAUCACCAUAGGGCGGAGAGCGCAUUUAAGGCAUUGGCGAUUGCGGUGAGGGAAGCGACGACGAGGACUGGGGGUGAUGAGGUGCCGAGUACGAAGGGUGUGUUGUAA
Molecule: messenger RNA, 675 nt
Organism: Morchella importuna
Lineage: Eukaryota; Fungi; Ascomycota; Pezizomycetes; Pezizales; Morchellaceae
Exons: 2
Coding region: 1-675 (224 amino acids)
Biological process (GO): L-histidine biosynthetic process
Molecular function (GO): imidazoleglycerol-phosphate dehydratase activity
Source: RefSeq, a predicted model, not a curated record